AGCGCAAGACUAAGAGCGUCUCUGCAACGGUGGGCGGUGUAGGCUGACCUCAGUGUAUAUCCCAACAGUCCAUUUUCAAAGCUUCAAAACCUCUUCCGCGCAUUCAUUCUCUCCCUCUCUCUCUCUCUCUCUCUCUCAUGGAUUGAUUGCUUUAUAUCUACGCUUCCAAAACCAGAAGCUCCACGGUUCGCAAUUUCUUGCAAAAGCAAACUACAAAAAUCAAUCUCAACGCAAAAGCAACAACGAAGAACACCCUCUCCUGCGCAGAAACUGAAGCGUCCGAAUCAAACCCACCUCCCAAAGCCACCGCCUCCGCCUGAAUUGUCAUCAUUUCCACCACCUACAACCCCAGAUCAUCCGGUUAGGAUCGUCUUCUUCUUUUUCUUCCAGAACACCGCGUAAAAAGAAACUCAGGCUCACCUUUUCCCAGCCCUAAUUUGUGACUAAGGAUCAUCCCAUCUCUGGCAGAACUUUUAACCCAGAUGGCAGAACACGAGAGUAGCUAUGAAAUUUCGAGCAAAUUAAGUCGCUCUCUGACCGUUCACUCAACCCCCAACCUUGAAUUUGAUCCCCCGAAAAAGCCCUCCCUCGAUCGAUCCCAAUCGAUCAAGAAACUGAGGAGUUCAUUUGAAACAUUUAUCCCCAACAGCAAUUCAAUCAAAGGAAAAGUCAAAAGACUCUGCAGUAUUUUUGAAUCCGCUAAGUCUCAGCCGCCGGCCGCCGAUGAAUCGCCCCCUCAGUCAACAGCCAGUAAAUUGAACGGUUCUGAUUCUAGGGUUUCUUCGUUAUUAAGUAAUUGGAUAACAUUGCCUGGUACCGAGGACCGAAUUGUGCUUUACUUUACUAGUUUACGGGGAAUUCGGAGGACCUAUGCGGAUUGCUAUGCAGUUCGGACGAUCUUUAGGGGAUUUAGGUUGUGGGUGGAUGAGCGCGACAUAUCAAUGGACUCUGCCUACAGGACUGAGUUGCAGAAUGUGCUGGGUGAGAAGAGAGUGAGUUUGCCCCAAGUGUUCAUUAGGGGAAAGUAUUUGGGAGGGGCUGAAGUUGUCAAGCAGCUUCAUGAAGUGGGUGAGUUGGCCAAGCUUCUUGACGGGUUCCCAGUUCGCGAACCUGGGUCUGUGUGCGACAGCUGCGGAGAUGCGAGGUUUCUGCCUUGCACAAAUUGUAAUGGGAGUAGGAAGGUUUAUGAGGAAGAUGAAGGAGUGUUAAAGAGAUGUUUGGAAUGCAAUGAGAAUGGAUUGAUUCGGUGCCCCGAUUGUUGUUCUUAAAUUCAGCCCAAAAUCAAUGAAUUUGUGGGCUCAUAUUUAGUGCAAUGGGAACGAAUUGAUUUGAUGCUUUGAUUGUUGGUCUUGAAUUUGAAUCAAAAUCAAGGGUUUCGGUGCGUAUGCUUUGCCGUUAACUUUGAUAAUGUAAAGAAUAUUGCUGCUUUUGGUUUGGCAAUGUUUGUGGAUUUGGAUUCAAUUCAAAUCUCUCAUUGGAUUCAUCAUGUCCUGUGAAGUGUUUGUCACUGGGAGUGUGUUUUGUCUGUUUAUUUAAACUGUAUUAUAAAAUAAAGUAUGUGUCAGUUUUAUACUGAAGUGUUUUCCUUACUGUGGUUGUAUGUCACAUUUGGGAUGGGAGAUUGGUUUUUUCGUUUUCAUGCAUGUGUGAUUGUAAAUACUGAUUUCAAUAUAUUUUGUUCUUUUAGCCA
Molecule: messenger RNA, 1690 nt
Organism: Malania oleifera
Lineage: Eukaryota; Viridiplantae; Streptophyta; Magnoliopsida; Santalales; Ximeniaceae
Exons: 1
Coding region: 483-1268 (261 amino acids)
Source: RefSeq, a predicted model, not a curated record